AUUAUUUACUAAUAGACAGACAACACAUGGUGUCAGAAGUGGCCGUGAGCAGCGUCGCACGGAAUGUUUGCCACGAGGGAGCCACGAAAAACGAGCGGAAGGAAGAUGUCUCUGGUCUCGUGAGUGAAAACGUGCGAAGGACGCCACAUUUCUGAGGAGUUUGCUACGGUGUGUGAAGACUAUGAGCGGCGGUAAAGUGACACAGAGGACAAGGGACAAAUUGAACAAAUAGAAGAGGAUCUUGUGCCCGAGUUGGAGGAAAGCCAACAACACAAAGAGCUGUGGAGUCCCGGUAACUUACCCCAAAGUGCAGUCAUGGAAAAGCUAAGUCCACCUAGCCCAAUGCUACUAACUGCUAAUCUUGCUGAUAACUGGAAGCGUUUUAAGCAAAGAUUUAAUAUAUAUUUAGCAGCAAGCGGAGCAGGAGGUGAUAAUGAAAAGCUGAAAGCUCAUAUACUUUUGCAUGUUAUUGGAGAAGAUGCUUUGGACAUAUAUAAUAGCUUUCAGCUGGAUGAAGCUAAUUUGACUUUGGAACAGCUAAUGACAAAGUUUGAAGAAUACUUUGUGCCUCGUCAAAACGUGACAUUUGAGAGGUAUAAGUUUUUCACACAUGACCAAAAGCAAGGAGUACCUUUUGAUCAGUGCAUGGCAGAGCUUCAUACACUAAGCAAAACAUGUGAAUUUGACACUCUGAGAGACUCAUUAGUGAGAGAUAGGAUUGUUUGUGGUACAAUGGAUAAUGCACUGAGAGAAAGACUGCUUCGAGAAACUGGGCUUACGUUAGAUAAGUGUGUCAGUAUGUGUAGAGCAGCUGAGACCACCAGAGCUCAAGCAAAAGAGCUACGGAGAGGUGAAACAACAGUGCAUGCCAUACAUAAAGAACAAUGGAAAAAGAAAAUGUGUACCAAACAAAAGGAUCAAAAAGACAAAUCUGUGGAAUUUAAAUGUGGUAAAUGUGGAGGCAGCCACAAGCCAAAAUAUUGUCCUGCAUAUGGAAAAACAUGUAACAACUGUGGAAGGAGCAAUCACUAUGCAAAGUGUUGCAAAGCAGCUUCAAGACAGAAAGUUCACACAGUUGAAGAAGAUGAUGAUAAGGAGUUUCUUGUCAAUGUGGUGCAAGCAUGCACAAUUGAAAAAGAAGAAUGGAUUGUUCCAAUCACAGUGAAUCAGACGACAAUACCAUUCAAGUUAGAUACAGGUGCUCACGUAAACCUGCUAUCUUUGGAAGAUUACAAAACACUGAAUGUAAAGAGCAAAAUCCAUCCAGUAAAAACCAAAGUAAGUGGAUACACUGGAGAACGAGUUCCUGUUAAAGGCGGAUGUAUUGCAACUUUUAAACACAAGGGUCGACAAAUGAGAGCACAGCUACUGAUCGUGGAUAUGAGUGUACAACCAAUCCUGGGACUCAGUGCAUGCACAAAGCUCAAUCUUGUCAAAAGAGUGUUUGUGGUGACAUCUCAAGAAACUACAAAUGUUCAGGACACACUCAUGGAAGAGUAUAAGGACUGCUUUCAAGGACUUGGAUGUCUACCUGGACUACAUAAAAUAUGUGUAGAUAAAAAUGUGUUUCCUGUUGUGCACCUGUGCAGGAAAGUCCCAUUUGCUCUGCGGGAAAAACUGAAAGAUGAACUAGCACGAAUGGAAAAGUUGGGAGUCAUUAAAAGAAUAGAUGAGCCAACUGAAUGGGUCAGCUCGCUGGUUGUUGUGCAAAAGAAAACAGGUGCCCUAAGAAUAUGCUUGGAUCCAAGAGACUUAAAUAAAGCGAUCAGAAGAGAGCACUUCAAGUUACCAACCAGGGAAGAGAUCAUGGCACAAUUUGCUGGAGCAAAAUGGUUCAGCAAAUUAGAUGCUUCAUCAGGUUUCUGGCAGAUGAAGCUUGACGAGGAGAGUUCAAGACUGUGCACAUUUAACACCCCGGAGGGCAGGUACAGGUUUCUUCGUCUACCAUACGGCAUCUUGUCAGCGCCUGAAGUAUAUCAUAAGACCAUUCACAUGAUUUUUGAGCACAUACCUGGAGUUGAGACAAUGAUGGAUGAUAUCAUAGUGUGGGGCUCAACCCGAAAAGAACACGACGAAAGACUGAGACAAGUGCUAGACAAGACAAGGGAGAUGAACCUGAAACUUAACAAAGAAAAAUGUGAGUUUGGAGUGAAGUCACUUACCUUUGUGGGAGAUGUUGUGAGUGAAGAGGGCGUGAAGCCAGACCCGAGAAAAACUUCAGCAAUCAACAACAUGGAAAGGCCAACCAACAAAAAUGAGGUCAGACGUUUCCUAGGGAUGGUCACCUAUCUUGCCAAGUUUGUCCCACAACUGUCAACACAGUCAGCACCUCUCAGGAGUCUUCUUGAACAAAAGAAUGAAUGGAUUUGGUCCCACGAGCAAGAACAAUGUUUUCUAAAACUGAAAGAGACUCUUACACAGGAGCCUGUGUUAAAGUUUUAUGACCCCGAGAAGAGCACCAGGAUCUCGGCAGAUGCAUCGCAGUACGGCCUGGGAGCAGUGCUACUGCAGCAACAUGAAGAGUAGUGGCUA
Messenger RNA from Nerophis lumbriciformis (worm pipefish), 2532 nucleotides. The record is from RefSeq and is a predicted model, not a curated record. NCBI's taxonomy places the organism in Eukaryota, Metazoa, Chordata, Actinopteri, Syngnathiformes, Syngnathidae.